Caenorhabditis elegans is the source of this 1240-nucleotide messenger RNA. It is a transcript of the gene sucl-1, whose product is annotated as Succinate--CoA ligase [ADP/GDP-forming] subunit alpha, mitochondrial. The record is from RefSeq and is marked reviewed. Bases 7 to 975 code for a protein of 322 amino acids. Gene Ontology annotation, cellular component: mitochondrion. The transcript has 6 exons. Gene Ontology annotation, molecular function: succinate-CoA ligase (ADP-forming) activity; catalytic activity; succinate-CoA ligase (GDP-forming) activity. Gene Ontology annotation, biological process: tricarboxylic acid cycle. Lineage: Eukaryota; Metazoa; Nematoda; Chromadorea; Rhabditida; Rhabditidae.
GGAACCAUGUUGAGUCAGCAAAUUGCCAACAAUGCUAGAACUUUGCAGAAGGGAGCUGCUCGUUUCUACAACAGCACUUACAACAACCUGAAAAUCAACAAGGACACCAAGGUUAUUGUGCAAGGAUUCACAGGAAAGCAGGGUACCUUCCAUGGAAAGCAAAUGCUCGAGUACAACACUAAAGUCGUCGGUGGAGUAAAUGCCAACAAGGCCGGAACAGAGCACUUGGGACUCCCGGUCUUCAAGAACGUCUCCGAAGCUCGCAACAAGACCGGAGCCGACGCCUCUGUCAUCUACGUUCCAGCCAGUGCUGCCGGUAGCGCCAUCGAGGAAGCCAUGGACGCCGAGAUUCCAUUGGUGGUGUGCAUCACUGAAGGAAUCCCACAACACGAUAUGGUCCGUGUUAAGUCGCGUCUUCUCAAGCAGAACAAGACAAGACUUGUUGGGCCAAACUGUCCAGGAAUCAUCUCGGCCGAUCAGUGCAAGAUCGGAAUCAUGCCAGGACACAUUCACAAGAGAGGAUGCAUCGGAAUCGUCUCCCGCUCAGGAACUCUCACCUAUGAAGCUGUGCACCAGACUACUCAAGUCGGAUUCGGACAGACUUUGUGCGUCGGAAUUGGAGGCGAUCCAUUCAAUGGAACAAACUUCAUCGACUGCUUGAACGUCUUCCUUGAGGAUCCAGAAACUAAGGGAAUCAUUCUCAUCGGAGAAAUCGGAGGAUCAGCUGAAGAGGAGGCCGCCGCAUACCUUAAGGAGCACAACUCGGGAGCCAACAGGAAGCCAGUCGUCUCAUUCAUUGCCGGAGUCACAGCUCCACCAGGCAGAAGAAUGGGACACGCCGGAGCCAUCAUUUCGGGAGGAAAGGGAACCGCUGCUGACAAGAUCAAUGCUCUUAGAGAAGCCGGAGUAGUAGUUACCGACUCUCCAGCUAAACUUGGAACCUCCAUGGCCACCGCUUUCCUGGGAAAGAUCUAAACAGGAACCCUCGCUGAUUUAAUACUCAACUUGUCUCCCUCCCCCUUUUCUGUAAGAAAAUAGCUUACACACUUUUUAGUGAUCUUGCGUUUUUAAUUUCAAUAUUUCUAUGACUUCUCUCUUUUUUCUCUCUUUCUUGUCUCUUUUUCUCUAAUUUUUUAAUAUGUUUGCCUCUAGAUAACUGUGUGGCUGAAUUUUUCCGAUAAAAUGGAAAAAUUGCAGUUGUCGCAAACCAAUUGAUUGAAAGUUGAAAGUUGUUCAUGGG